GAGUUUAACUGUAUUGAUUUGCUUUUUGUUUAGGUCCAAAGACUGUUUUCUUCUGGGCACCAAUGUUUAAAUGGGGUCUGGUCAUAGCUGGCUUAGCAGACAUGACACGUCCAGCAGAUAAACUCAGUACCUCCCAAUCUGCUGUGUUGACUGCCACAGGACUUAUUUGGUCCAGGUAUUCUUUGGUUAUUAUACCCAAGAACUGGAAUCUCUUUGCUGUAAACUUCUUUGUUGGAGGUGCAGGAGGAUCACAGCUCUUCAGAAUAUGGAAGUAUAACCGGGAACAGAAGGCAAAGGAGAAAGAAGCUCAGGCUUGAUACCAGUGCUGUGUAAAGUGCUUCCAGAGGACCGAAAGGGACUCUCCUCAACUGGUACCCCAGAAACUUCCCCUCCAUCAUCAGUCUCCACAGAGAUCAUCUGAUUCUUUUAGAGUUCAGGUCAUUGUCCUGUGCAACUAGUACCUAUAGCAACAAUUAUUACGGUUGUUAAUAAUGCACAAAUGUUACAUAUUCAUUAGGGGUGGAAUGAUUCGCGGA
Molecule: messenger RNA, 536 nt
Organism: Sinocyclocheilus grahami
Lineage: Eukaryota; Metazoa; Chordata; Actinopteri; Cypriniformes; Cyprinidae
Product: mitochondrial pyruvate carrier 2-like
Exons: 4
Coding region: 63-317 (84 amino acids)
Biological process (GO): pyruvate import into mitochondria
Cellular component (GO): mitochondrial inner membrane
Source: RefSeq, a predicted model, not a curated record